UGUAAUAAUCUCGCCUUGAGUGGUUCCAAUCCAAUAACAAACGUUAAAAAAAAUUGUGAUCGCGAAAAAUGUCUCCACUAGCCGUUAUUCUGAUAGUUUGUAGUUCGAUAGUUUUCAGCACGUGUUGGGGGUUAGCUAACAGACACCAGGUGUCAUUUAUUAAGUUAGCAACCUGUCAGGAGUAUGAUGUAGAAUCUAAAUCAUGUCAGCAUUAUUUUCCCAUUGAUAUUUUCAAAAACAACGAAUCCAAGGAAUAUAAGCUCAACUUGAAGUUUUACGUGAUGGCCAAGAACGACGCGAAUAUCGUACUUUCAAAUUCGCAGGGCAAGGGCACUGUCCAGUAUACUAUUGUUGUUGGAGGUGCUGACAACACAUACUCCUGGCUCAGAAAUACGUCUGACACCACAGUUGGAUUGGACAGCCACACACCUGGAUUACUGUCACCACUUUUCCCAACUCCUGUAAUCGUUCGGCAAAAACAUAAUGGUCAAGUGGAAGUUUCUGUUCCCGGAAUAACCGAUCCUCUUUUAAGGGCGGAUGCAGCUGAUCUGGAAGUGCAAUCAAUUUGCUUUUAUGCAUGGAAUACCCAGAGCCGAUGGUUCUACAAUUGUGCUGAAAAGGAAGAUUCUUGUUCAGUAGUUAAACGUAAUUGCGCUCAACUCAAUUCCCGUAAGAACUAAUAACUGCAAACAAACACUAUUAUUGAGACAAGACGUAGAGAUAUGAAAAUAACUGUAGGUGUUUGAUUUAUUGUAAAACAAAUGGAGUUAUAAUUGACAAUAAUACCUUCCUUUUAUUUAA
Hermetia illucens (black soldier fly) is the source of this 801-nucleotide messenger RNA. RefSeq lists its product as uncharacterized. NCBI's taxonomy places the organism in Eukaryota, Metazoa, Arthropoda, Insecta, Diptera, Stratiomyidae. Bases 69 to 680 code for a protein of 203 amino acids. The transcript is spliced from 4 exons. The record is from RefSeq and is a predicted model, not a curated record.